Molecule: messenger RNA, 1461 nt
Organism: Sander lucioperca (pikeperch)
Lineage: Eukaryota; Metazoa; Chordata; Actinopteri; Perciformes; Percidae
Gene: arl16
Product: ADP-ribosylation factor-like 16
Exons: 5
Coding region: 116-691 (191 amino acids)
Molecular function (GO): GTP binding; GTPase activity
Source: RefSeq, a predicted model, not a curated record
UGGUAACCAAUCAGAAUUAAGACUGAAAUGACGGAUUUCUACUUCGUCCUAUCACACCGACGUAUCAUGGUCAUGUGAGCGUCUCCAUGACGCCACAUGAAGCUAUAUUGGCUACAUGCUAACACUCGCUUUGCUAUGCUUCUGCUGGAAAGCUGAAAUGAGCAAAAAUGACAUUUGUCUGCUUCUUGGAGCAACUGGCGUCGGAAAAACGUUGUUGCUGAAACGUCUACAAAAGCUUAGCUUGCAAGGAUUAGGUGAACUGGGGGAACCGUCUCUUACUCUCCCUACAGUAGGAACUAACUUGACCGACCUGACACUAAAGAAGAAGAAGAAGGUUACAUUAAGAGAGCUGGGAGGCUGCAUGGGCCCUAUAUGGCCUAGUUACUUCAAAGACUGCUCCUCCGUCAUUUUCAUGGUGGACUCAGCCAACAUUGCUCAGAUAUCCUCCUCCUGUAUCCAGCUGCUGUCAGUACUCUCUGCUGAGCCUCUGCACAGUGCCUCUGUUCUUAUUCUGUUCAACAAGAGAGACAUGCCUUGCACUAUGAGUCUCAUAGAGAUAAAGUCACUGUUCAGAAUGGAUGACAUCAUAGCAUCUGCUACACAGCCAAUCACAUCACUGGAACUCAGUGCCCGGUCUGGACAGGGACUUCAGGAGGUGCUGAGCUGGCUGGAGUCCAUCAUAGUCAAGUGAACCAUCAUACAUUUGUUCCUUAUGAAGUGAUGCUACUCUCACAGGACUUUGAAUGAUGACUUCAAGCCUUUUGGCAUGAGAUGGCAGUAUCCUCAGUGAGCAAAGACUGUUUACACACAUUUUUUAAGAGCAUUUAAUGAUGUGUUUAGUGUUGGACCCACUGAAAAACUGUCACUGUAUCUUUGGUACCAUAUUGGUGACUGUUCAUAAGGGUGAAUGAGAUAUAUAAGAGAUGCCAUGGCAGAAUGGAAUGAUUGUAUGGUUGACCAUUGUAACAACAACACUACUGUAGGGUCUUACCUUGAGUUAACAAUUGUUUAUACUGGUCACUUUUACUAAUUCAUCUCUGUACAGAUGAAUAGUGAACAGCUGGGAUUCAUGACUGACUGUAGUUUGAUUCUCAUGCUACUCUAAGUAAGGACUAGUUUUAUUAUGAAACAAAAAGCUAUUGCACUUCAGUUUGAAUUACAGGUUAAGUGUGACAAAUAUGUUAGAAGAGCUUGAUUUGUCAGAGUAGUUACUGUAAGUGAUGCAGCAUAGUGGUAAUAAGUCACUACCAGCAGGGGGCAUAAAGUGCACAACAGAUACUGCAACUGGUACUGGGUGUGUGCCUGGGUUGUGAUGAUUUCAUCUAAAUGUAUUGAUAUCACAGGAAAUGAGAAAAUACAAAACAAUAAAACCAACUGAGGAUGAAGCAAUGUUCCAAUUAUACCCUUAUAUUUGAUGAAAGUAAUUGGUUCACAAGCAAUGAAUAAAACUCAUGAUUCAUA